Rhipicephalus sanguineus (brown dog tick) is the source of this 1732-nucleotide messenger RNA. RefSeq names its product SAP30-binding protein. Gene Ontology annotation, cellular component: nucleus. The record is from RefSeq and is a predicted model, not a curated record. Gene Ontology annotation, biological process: regulation of DNA-templated transcription. The transcript has a single exon. NCBI's taxonomy places the organism in Eukaryota, Metazoa, Arthropoda, Arachnida, Ixodida, Ixodidae. Bases 72 to 824 code for a protein of 250 amino acids.
GUGCAUCUACUCUUGCGAAGGAAGCAAUGGCGGUCUAGAAAAUCGUCGUGUUGUGCGUAACUGUAACCAAAAUGAACAGCGAUUCCUCUGUUUCGAAGGCGUUGGCGUCUCUCACCGAGACGUACACCGAUUCGGAAGGCGAACUCGACUCGGAGCAAGAGACCACUGAGCGCAAGGAGCCGAGCGUCGAGAGUACGCCGAAUUCGCAGAGUGGAGUGCCGCUCGUCUCGUACCGUGCCGAGGACGAGGACGAGGCGGUGGGCGAGGACGAACCCGGCCAGGUGCUGUACGUGCGUCCAGAGUCCCCGGUCUCCUUCCACCGGUGCCUGCAGAGCCUGGGGCCGAACGGCGUGUUCCUGCCGCCCGAGCCCCCGGGACGCUGCGCGCCGGCCCUGCAGGAGAAAAUCGCGCGUCUCUACGAGCGCAAGGUCCGCGACGGGCGCGACAUGAACGCCUCGAUCCAGAUGCGCAAGGACUUUCGCAACCCGAGCAUCUACGAGAAGCUGAUCGCCUACUGCGGCAUCGACGAGCUGGGCACAAACUACCCGCCGGAGACGUACGACCCACACAGCUGGGGGCCCGACUCGUACUACGAGGAGCUGUCGCGGCGUCAGAAGGAGGAGAUGGACAAGCGCGAGCGCGAGAAGAAGACCAAGGUCGAGUUUCUCACGGGCACGGCUAAGAAGCCCGAACCGCGCAAGAGCAAGUGGGACGUCGGGGGAACGCAGCCCGUGCUGGGCGUCGCCAGGCCUCUGGUUCUGGCCGCCAGGCCCACCGUCAUCUCCGCCUUCGGCACACUGCCCAAGAAGUCAUCCAAACCGUGACAGUAUUCAACCGUCUCGCUGGUGAAACCGUGAAAGGGGGCCACUCUGGGGAUAUGCCUUCUGAGUCUUGAAACUUUAGAAAAAAGAGUUUGUACAAUUGCCUCAUUUCCUGCUGUGUGGAGAAGCAGCGAACAUGUUACUCCAUGCCUCAUCUCAGACGUAUUUAUGUGAGAUAGGCAUAACGGUGAAGUUAAGGUAGUGCAUAUGUGGGUUUCUCAUAUGUUAAUGUUAUUGACGGUCGCAGAACAGCAUUAUGUAAAAGUUUGUAAGCAAGUAGUAAAACCAACUGUUAAUCUAUAAACAUAAGAGUCUGUUUUUUGUAUGAAACAAGGGAACAUGGUGCUGUGUUCUACACUACUUUAACUGGUUUCAGCAUUGUCAGCUAGGUUAAUCAUAAAUUGUUAUGGUAUAUGUAAUGUGUGAGUAUAUGAAAGAACAGUGUAAUGUUAUCGGUGUCUUUAAUGGGAAAGUAUGAUGUGACCUGUUAAGAAUAGGUAUUUUUCUCUAAAUCUUAAUUGUACUUUCAUGAACAUGCAUGUGCCAUGAAAGUUGUGUCCAUGUGGACACCGAGAAACUUUGUAUUGGUGAGGUUUUAUAAUCGCAUGUCAUGCACUACAAGUGAAGUAGUCGAUGUAAAAUUAAUCUCUAUGUGCAAAACUCUUAUGGUUUUCAUGCUUGUGAUGCGCUGCAGUUAGACACUGGCCAGAAAAAAACGAGAAACAACACAGGGUGAUGUGCAAACUCACAACUACUUCAUUUCGAUCACGAACAGCCUUAUGUACGAGAAAGAAAUGAUCGAAAUAAAGCAGUUGCGAGUUUGCAAAUCACCCUGCGUUGUUUCUCGUUUUUUUUCUGGCCCGUGUCUACAUGCAGCACAUCACAAGCAUGAAGAUGUACAAACUAGCCCC